CUUACCACCAAAGCACGCCUGAUACAUCGUCUGCAGCAGCGUGUAUUUUUGUUCAACCUUGAAGUUUUCGUCGUCAUGGGUCACCCUCAAGAGCACACUCAAUAUCCAGCGUCACAAUGAACCGGAAUUGUCGCGGCUUUUAUCUGUGCUGCAUUGCGUACAGCUCUCGCAGCGGUUCUCGAUCGAAUGUUCCAAGUCGUUUCGGACUAUGGCGCUGGAUUGUCGAUCACACCAGACACCAUCCUUCAAACCUCACGACUGGGUAUCACAAUCUGCUGCCUCGCACUAGGGGUCUUUGUCGGUAACACAAUUCUCUUAAAGAGCCGGGUGGUCUUUGGUGAACUUCAGGCAAAAGAUGCGCGAGAGAGGAUAUUUGGGAAGCUGCUUGCCCGAGACAUGAGCUGGUACGAUAAGCAGGCGGACGGCAUACCCAGCCUCCUCGUUAGAAUCGAAACGCAAAUCCGCGAACUGCAGACUGCGACGUCCCAAGUCCUUGGGUUUCUUUUCACCGGGGCCGUUACCUCGAUUGCAUCCUUUGCCCUCGCCUUGGGCUUCUCCUGGAAGCUAACACUCGUGCUUAUUGCUACCGUGCCAUCGAAAGUUAUUUCUCUGGCGUUGAUUAACCAGAGACUUCAGUCUGCAAUUGCUCAGAAAAAUCUGCACCUCGCCGAUGCUUCCAAACAAGUUCACGCCUGCGUCGCCGCAAUAGACCUAGUCAAGGUAUUCAACGGGUGCAGCCAAGAGAUACGGGCGUAAAGUAAGAUCAUGGAUGCUUCUGUAAACCAGUAUUUGGUGCAAGCCCGCUGCAAUGCUCUUCAUAUAUCUGUCACAGGGGGCUGGGUCUCUUUGCUCUUCGUUGGCGGCUUCUGGUUUGGUCUUUGGCUCGUGACGAAAGGAGAGAACUCCGCGACGAUCAUCACAACGUUCUACGCUACCCUACAGCACUAGAGGG
Colletotrichum navitas is the source of this 952-nucleotide messenger RNA. Its product is annotated as ABC transporter type 1, transmembrane domain-containing protein. Gene Ontology annotation, molecular function: ABC-type transporter activity; ATP binding. NCBI's taxonomy places the organism in Eukaryota, Fungi, Ascomycota, Sordariomycetes, Glomerellales, Glomerellaceae. The record is from RefSeq and is a predicted model, not a curated record. Bases 187 to 756 code for a protein of 189 amino acids. Gene Ontology annotation, cellular component: membrane. The transcript has 3 exons. Gene Ontology annotation, biological process: transmembrane transport.